Messenger RNA from Fusarium proliferatum ET1, 1665 nucleotides. RefSeq lists its product as uncharacterized. Gene Ontology annotation, molecular function: oxidoreductase activity, acting on paired donors, with incorporation or reduction of molecular oxygen; heme binding; iron ion binding. NCBI's taxonomy places the organism in Eukaryota, Fungi, Ascomycota, Sordariomycetes, Hypocreales, Nectriaceae. The transcript is spliced from 7 exons. The record is from RefSeq and is a predicted model, not a curated record. The coding region runs from base 1 to 1665 and encodes 554 amino acids.
AUGCUGUUGACUGAAGCUCAUCUUGAGACUCCGCAGGCCUUUGGCGCCGCAUUCAUCCUUGGAGUGUUCGUGCAUAUCUUUGUUCUACGAAAAGGAGAAUGGGACCUUUGGACUGUCAAGUUUAUCAAGACAUGGGCAACGUAUGAGGUCACUGUCUCGUUGUUUCUCACCCAACUCUACUCAUUUUCAGUCUGGCAAGCUUUAUCAGUCACCAACAAAUGGUUCGCAUCAUUUGCUGCUGGGCUCACAAUCAGUAUCCUAUCAUAUAGAGCAUUCUUUCACCGACUGAACCAUUUCCCGGGUCCAUUUAUUGCUCGUCUCUCAACGGUCUACGCUACUUAUCUAGCGGUAGAUGAAGAGCAUAUGUACCUUGAAGUCCAAAAGCUUCAUGAGAAGUAUGGAGACAUCGUGAGAAUUGGACCUACCGAGAUAUCGAUCGCAACACCAAGUUCAUUCCGGCCCAUUCACGCUCCCUCAUCCCCGGUCGUCAAAUCGCCUUUCUAUGGCAUCACCCAUCCAUGGGUAAUGCUUCUCUCUGAGCGACGAAAGAAAGAACAUGCCAUCCGCCGUAAAGCAUGGGAUAGAGCGUUCACUACAAAAGCCUUGCGCGAUUAUGAGCACCGAGUGCUCAAAUACACCAAACUUCUCACUGACCGCAUUGAUGAAGCGAAGGGUAAGCCAUUCAAUAUCGCCCUGUGGGUAAACUUUUACACCUUUGACAUCAUGGGUGAUCUUUCCUUCGGGAAAAGCUUCGACUUGCUUGAAAGGGGCGUCGAGCACCACUUCUUCACUGAGUCCCACAAAACCCAAGGUUUCAUGGGCGCAUUCCGACGAAUGAUCUGGUUCUUCCCUCUUGUUUCAUCCAUCCCAAUCGUGAACAAGUCAUACUUGGCUUUUCAGGCCUAUGUCAGGAAUCAAGUCGAGAGUCGACGAAAGAACCCACCGGCGGAACCAGAUGUUUUUAGUAGUAUUCUGGAGGAUUACGAUGCGAUUGAGAAGCCUACUCAGCAGGACUUCGAUAAUCUUUGUGGUGAUGCUCAUCUCAUUAUCAUCGCCGGCAGUGAUACGACUUCCUCUUCCACGACCUGUCUCUUGCACCAUCUCGUACUCCACCCUCAUGUACUGGCAAAGCUCCAGGCUGAGAUCGACGAAUACAAGAGCACCCACGAUGAAUAUGACCUAGUUUCCUUGAGCAAGCUACAGUAUCUCCAAGCAUGUAUCGAUGAGUCUCUUCGUCUUUAUCCUGUUGUUCCUUCAGGUGUGCCAAGGAUGACUCCUCCGGAAGGGCUGCAGCUUGACGAUGUCUACAUACCUGGAGAUACAAUUAUACACAAUCCUUCUUACACAAUGUAUAGAGAUAAACGUUGCUUUGAGAAGCCAAACGAGUUUAUUCCUGAGCGAUGGACUACCAGACCGGAGCUGAUCAAAGACGCUUCAGUCUACGCACCAUUCUCAACUGGUCGUGGCGUUUGUGCUGGAAAGCAACUUGGUCUUAUGGAGAUGCGCUAUGUCCUCAUGGAUAUUCUCUCGCGAUACAAUAUUGCCCUCGCACCAGGGACCAAUCCUCAGGCUUUCAUCGACGGCCUAAGAGAUUGUUACACUCUGGAACUGCCAAGGCUGGAUAUGGUGUUUACUGCACGAGCCGAAGCCAAGGUUGAAGCAUAG